Molecule: messenger RNA, 513 nt
Organism: Diabrotica balteata
Lineage: Eukaryota; Metazoa; Arthropoda; Insecta; Coleoptera; Chrysomelidae
Source: the annotation of a GenBank genome assembly
AUGAGUGGCUCAGAACCAGAGGUGACUUUACAACAAAUUCACUCUUUUGAGAUAAUUGAGGCUAAUGGCGAUACAAAAAUCGACGAGUCAUCAAGUAGUGAUCAAGAUAGAGGCAGAAAGUCGUCACCAAAAAGAAACUUCCCAAAGUCAAGCAAAAAAGGCGGUAGGUCCGCAGUGAAGAGAGCCGUCCACAUAAAGAAGAGGGAAAGCGUAUCCCAAACGAGGCUGACGGCGCCCAUCGAAACAGGAAGCGACAGCGAAAAAGAAAGCAGGAGCGACACAGACCCAAACUCAGAUGUGAAUGGAUCAGCGCACGCCAAAAAGUCAGUAAACUUGGUGGGAAAAGAACCACGAAAACGUGGUAGAAAACCAAAGAGAGAACCGUCAAAAAACGAUAAAAGCGAGAAGCCACGACCGAAGGAAAUCAAAGAGGAAGAUAUUCAGCCACAGCGUGACCACUUUCACAAACCACCAGUGGGGCAAUUAAAGAAGACAGGGGAAAGUUUUUUGUAA